Molecule: messenger RNA, 1449 nt
Organism: Arvicola amphibius (Eurasian water vole)
Lineage: Eukaryota; Metazoa; Chordata; Mammalia; Rodentia; Cricetidae
Gene: Otol1
Product: otolin 1
Exons: 4
Coding region: 1-1449 (482 amino acids)
Molecular function (GO): protein binding
Source: RefSeq, a predicted model, not a curated record
AUGUGGAUAUUUUCUUGGCUUUGUGUUCUUUUAAUUAUUUUGGCUGUGGCUGAUGUGGACACAGUAGGGAAGACCACAGCGUACACCAAAUUUACAAAGAAAUCUGACGGGAAGGAGAUGCUGAAGGGCCAAAAGCCAUCCAAUGGCUUUCCUCUGGAUGAAGAAGAAGCCCUUUUUACAGAAAUGGCUGCUAUGGCAGAGCCCACCACUAGCCCCUCUCUGUCAACCACGGCAGAGCCUACCACGGACCCCUCUGCUCCCGCCACUGCCGGUCUGUUCACUUUUGAAAGCUUCUCUCUGGACACGACUCGUUUCUUUUUAAAUUGCUGCCAUUGCUGCUCUCUUGUCACUGGGGAGAAAGGAGAACCUGGAAAGAUGGGAAAACAAGGUCCUAAAGGGGAGACUGGUGAUGUUGGCAGCCCAGGGCCCCCAGGAAUCACUGGACCCCAAGGUCCCAAAGGCCUGAAAGGAGAGAAGGGACUAAAGGGAGAACGGGGAGACCAAGGAGCAGGUGGCGUUCCAGGAUACCCAGGAAAGCCCGGAGAGCAAGGUGGUUUUGGUCCCAAGGGAGACAAAGGAAACAUUGGCCCGGCAGGAAUUAAAGGACAAAAAGGCUCCAAGGGGGACCUGUGUGGGAAUGGCACCAAAGGAGAGAAAGGGGACCCUGGGGCUACUGGUGCCCAUGGCUUCAUUGGAGAGCCUGGGGCGAAGGGCGAGAAGGGGGAUGCUGGGGAGAAAGGCUAUCAUGGAGAUUAUGGGGAGAGGGGAGAGAGGGGGCAGAAGGGUGAGGCAGGCGUGAAGGGAGAAAAAGGCAGCAGAGGAGAAGCUGGGGCAGAAGGCAAAGGCGGCUCGGAUGGUCUACCUGGACCCAGAGGCGAUCCCGGCCCUAAGGGAGAAAAAGGAGAUGCAGGUCCUCCUGGUUUAACUGGACCCGCCGGGCCAAAGGGUGAGCUGGGGAGCAAAGGGGCUCGAGGACCUACUGGAAAGAAGGGCUCCCGGGGGGUUAAGGGCUCCAAGGGCGAGGCCUCUCAUGUUCCACAGUCGGCUUUUAGUGCCCUGUUGUCCAAGCCUUUUCCUGCCCCAAACAUUCCCAUCAAAUUUGACAAGAUUCUCUCCAAUGACCAAGGCCAUUACAGCCCCAUCACUGGGAAGUUUAACUGCAGUGCUCCGGGGACGUACGUGUUCUCCUAUCACGUCACAGUCAGGGGCCGGCCUGCUCGAAUCAGCCUCGUGGCCCGCAACAAGAAGCAGUUCAAGUCCAGAGAGACGCUCUAUGGUCAGCAAGUAGACCAGGCCUCCCUCCUGCUCAUUCUGAAAUUGAGUGCAGGAGAUCAGGUGUGGCUGGAAGUGUCGAAGGACUGGAACGGGCUGUACGUCGGCCCUGAGGAUGACAGUAUUUUUAGUGGGUUCCUCCUGUACCCGGAAGAAACUCAUGGAAAGUCACCAUAA